This is a messenger RNA of Brassica rapa (field mustard), 985 nucleotides long. RefSeq lists its product as uncharacterized. NCBI's taxonomy places the organism in Eukaryota, Viridiplantae, Streptophyta, Magnoliopsida, Brassicales, Brassicaceae. Gene Ontology annotation, molecular function: zinc ion binding. The record is from RefSeq and is a predicted model, not a curated record.
GAAAAAAGUUUCUCAGCUACACCAUGUUUAGUAUAAUAUGGUGCAAACCAUCUUGAGUUUAGAAUUGUGUCGAAACCUACACGAUAUAUAUGAUAAAUACAUGCCACAUAUACGACGUUAAUAAAAACAUGGUGCCAACAUCAUAACGAGGUUUAAUUGAUUUUAGUUAAAAUAAUUGGGGUCAGCUCGUAAUUAAGUAAAGUUAAACUCCGACCCGAACUAAACGAAAAACCCGACCCAGACUUAACCAAUUCUCUCCCCCAAAUCGAUUUCAAUCAGCAAUUUAGGGUUCAUCGUUCUUCAAAACAGAGAAAGAGAGAAAGAGACAGAAACAGAGAAAGAGAGAUGGAAUUUGGUGGAAGAUGGAGCAAUAAGGGAAAGGGCAAGGCAAAUGAAAGCAAUGUUCUUUGUUACUGUGGGUUGGUGGCAAAGAUAUCUCAAGCUUGGACAGACAAAAAUCCGGGUCGAAGGUUCUAUGGGUGUGAAAAAUUCAAGAGUGGAGGUGAAUGCGGGUUCUUUCAAUGGUUCGAUGAGGGAGAAGCUUUUGGAUGGCAAAAGAAAGCUUUGAUUGAAGCUAGAAACGAAAUUCGCCAGAAGGACAAGACUAUUAUGGGAUUGAAGAAGACCAUUUCGAUGCUUCAAAGUGAAUUGGCCAAAAAUGCGGAAGUGGAAGAAGACAUCAUUAACGCCUUUCUCAAGCUCUAAAGACAUGCUCAUUAUCUUUAAAAACCUUUGUAAUGUUGUUGUUGUAAUGCUUAACUAUGUAAUGGUUUGACAAUGUUUGGAAAUCAACUUCAUUUAGCAAUAAAAAAAAGAGUUUGAACUCAUUGCUUUAACAUCCAAAAUAGGUGAUCAUACAUAACAAGAGAGACAUCAACACUAGUUUAACAUCCAAAACACACAUAUCCGCUGAGAGAAAGGUCAUAUCCAAAGACCAAAGAAGACAUCAAAAGCGGAAAAAAAGACAUCCGAGAAAAGAAAAAGA